Molecule: messenger RNA, 1392 nt
Organism: Pseudo-nitzschia multistriata
Lineage: Eukaryota; Bacillariophyta; Bacillariophyceae; Bacillariales; Bacillariaceae
Source: the annotation of a GenBank genome assembly
AUUUGUUUAUUCUUUAGUAUUGUAUGCUUGUAUGUGUGUGUGCGUGCUGUAUGGUGUAUGGUGUAUGCUUGUGUGUCGAGACCGGAUCAGYGUCUGUUGUAUUCCCAAACAACAGUGCUCUGGCGUGCCCGCGACAAUUCUAAUUGUAUUUGAAGGAGGCCAUCUUGUAGUCGAAGCCGUGAUGUGCUCGUAUUGUGACCUAAGGAUCUAUUGGUUGYUUSCUAAAGGCUUUGCGUGCCCCUUACCAUUCCUCGUUCAGGAACGACGGGGAAUCAUAGAAGGAAUCUUCRAUGAGAUUCGCCAGGACACCGUCGUCGGCUUCUACGGCUCGUUCCAGGACGUCUUCGUGGUUCAUCUUCUCCAACAGGUUGAGUUCCGUGCGGAUCUUCUUGAUGGACGAUCCCGCUUCCAGCAGCUUGCGCGUUCCAACGUAGACCUGCAUGUCCGGGACGCCGUUGAUCUGGAGUUCUUCCGUGAUGAAGCUCUGGGACUUUGGUGUGAACUCGAUCGAAGCAAAUCGCACGUCGCCGUCGAUGAGUUGCUGAUCGAUGAUUCGGUCCCCCAUGUCCAUGGCGAGGCGGUUGAACUGGAGGCCCAGUCGCUGGCAUUUCUURCACCACUUUGCGUGGAAUCUASAAUCGGAKAGAGAUGACCGUUGGGUCAGGUCAGAUUGCAUUCGAUUCAAUUCGAGAUCUCAUCGUCCAAACAUCGGAGGGACGGGUUGCUAAACUUACUUGAUGACAACUGGUCGUUCGUCUUCUUCCAAAAACCAUUUGAGYUCGUCCAGAGAUGAAAUUUCUUCUAUCAAUGGCUUGGAGGAUGGUUUGCUCUUUCUUACCGGGAGAGGUCUUUCGAUUUUUGUAGCUUCCCCCAAGGUCGUGUCCGAUUGGUAAUUCARGUCAGAGUUGGCCAGGUUCAUUGCCGAUGCCGAGUUAGGCGGUGGCGGMGUAAACGAUUGGCAUACGAAAACACAACUGAGUAARGCGACGAUGUAAAAGGUUCUAGCGAUCAUGGUUUUGGAUUGUUCUAUUGUAGUAAUGGUGCCGGAAGUGCGGUUGUGGUCUAGAGAAUUCUAUUUUGUGAGGAGAUACCAAUCUUCGGUUGCGUCCACAGAUCACAGCAUGGAGGAAGCAGAGUCUAUGUGWCCCUUGUGAUCAUCGGCGGGUGCUUCUGCUUUYGGGUGCUGAAUUCUUUGAGAGCUGCUAUGAUGUUUCGUCGAAGCAUCAACUCCGAUGUCACCGUGUUUGACAAGGGUCCGUUGCACAAGACCGGAAUCCACAAAAAUGCCACCAACAUCGCUCAUGGACUCUUCGGGAUUGACAAGUUCCUUCUUUUCGMURGAAACUUAUUGUUUUUCCGUGCCUGUGAUUGGACUAAAAAUUUAUCUGCUAG